Scatophagus argus is the source of this 2141-nucleotide messenger RNA. It is a transcript of the gene mybpha, whose product is annotated as myosin binding protein Ha. Gene Ontology annotation, molecular function: protein binding. The record is from RefSeq and is a predicted model, not a curated record. NCBI's taxonomy places the organism in Eukaryota, Metazoa, Chordata, Actinopteri, Scatophagidae. The transcript has 14 exons. Bases 84 to 1691 code for a protein of 535 amino acids.
AGCCCACCGACCCUCAGGCUAUAUAUAUUACCUAAGACAACCCUGGCUCCCUCAUCCAGAGGACUGGCCGUUUUGUCAACAAGAUGCCAGGAAAACCCGCCCCUAUUAAGAAGUCCCCGGCGAAGAAGGCUGCCGUGAAGCCACCUGAGGCCGCCCCGGCGCCUGAACCCGCGCCCGUAGAGGCUCCUCCCGCUGAGGCUGCACCUGCGGAAGCCGCCCCCGUCGAGGCUGCACCGGCCGAGGCAGCACCGACAGCAGAAGGAGAGGCAACCCCCGCCGCCCCGGCAGAAGACACCCCCGCUGCUGAGGGAGCCGCUCCAGCUGCUGCGCCCGCUGCUGAAGACGGUGCUGCUCCUCCCGCUGUAGACGCCCCCGCGGACGCAGAAGCUGCCGUAGUUGAGGAGCCGCCGAAGGCCCCCACCCCUCCACCUCCCGCAGUCCCCACCAGUGCUCCCCUGGAAGUAGCUGUGGAAGAUGUUAACGACUCCAGCCUCACCAUUAAAUGGAAGACACCGGAGGCCAUCGGAGACUCCGGCCUGGACGGAUACACUGUCGAGUACCGCAAGGAUGGAACAACGGAGUGGGUUGCAGCUAAUGAGGAGCUGACCCCAGCUAACCGCUACUGCAUCAAGAAUCUGACAGCCGGUGACCUGGUGCACGUUCGCGUGGUGGCUGUAAACCCCGGCGGCCGCAGUGAACCUGGUGCACUUCCUGAGCCAGUGCCGAUCCGUGAGAUUGCUGACCGUCCCAAGAUCCGCAUGCCCCGCACCCUCAGAGCCCGCUGUGUUAAGCAGGUUGGAGAGCAGAUCAACUUGGUCAUCCCCUUCCUUGGAAAGCCCAAACCUGUGGUGUCCUGGCUUAAGGAUGGUCAGCCUUUGGAUACAAAGAGAGUCAACAUCAGGAACAGUGACAAGGACAGCAUCUUGUUUAUCCGCACCGCUCAGCGGGAGGACUCCGGCGUUUACGAGAUGACCGUUAAAGUGGACAGCUUUGAAGACAAAACCACCCUCACCCUUCAGAUUGUGGAGCUGCCUGGCCCUCCUGCCAGUGUGAAGCUGGUGGACGCCUGGGGCUUCAAUGCCGCUCUGGAAUGGACGCCCCCCAAGGAUAAUGGCAACACAGAGAUCACUGGAUACAUCGUCCAGAAGGCCGACAGGAAGACCGAGGAAUGGUUCACGGUGCUGGAUAACUACCACAGGCUAACCGCCACCGUCUCAGACCUCAUCAUGGGCAACUCGUACAGCUUCAGAGUGUUCGCUCAGAACCGAGUGGGCAUCAGUGAGUCCAGCGCUGUCACCAAGGGGGUGGCUACAAUCCAGAAGACAGGUAUCGUCUACAAGCCUCCCGAGUACCAGGAGCAUGACUUCAGUGAGGCACCCAAGUUCACCACCACCCUCAGCGAUCGUGCCGCCACCGUGGGUUACACUACCAGGCUGCUUUGUUCUGUUCGUGGAUGCCCCAAGCCUAAGAUUGAGUGGUUGAAGAAUCAGAUGGUCAUUGGUGACGACCCCAAGUUUCGUCAGAUUUCUAACCAGGGCAUCUGCUCCCUGGAGAUCCGUAAGCCCUGCAGCUUUGACGGUGGUGUGUACACCUGCAGAGCCAAGAACGCCCAGGGAGAGGCCACCGUCUCCUGCAAGCUGGAGGUCAAACAGAUUAUUCUCCCAGAGGCUGACAAGGAGAAAGGCAAAUAAACCGACACCCAAACAUCCAGAGAGCUUCAAAAGGACUAGCAGAAAUCCAGGUCUUGUGUUUUGAGAGUGUUUGAGGAGGUGUAAGAAAAGACUUGUGGCUGGCUGUGCAGCAGUGUGUACAUAAUAAAAAUGGGACAGAACACAAACCAACAUCUCCUAUAUCCAUUUCCUCCCCCACACCCACCCUCACAUGCCCGACUCACCCACUCCUCCCAAUAUGCAGGGAAGACCCACGCCCACUCAACCGGUCCCAGUUUGCCAAAUGUUGUAGUGGUAUGUUAUUUAAGCUGGUAACUUGUAUGUAAGGCUAUAUUUACCAUGUUCUGCUUUUUUUCUGUCCAUGUGCUGUUUGUUACAGUAUAUAUGUAUGUAUGCCUAAUAAAACAGCGAAUUCUUGGACAUGCUAUUACAAUGACAAUGGAUGGGUAAUAAAAACUGUAUUUUAUUAUG